AUGCCGAAAUUAGUGAAACCAGUGGACACAAAUCUUAACAACGCCGAAAUGGAUGAUACAGCUUCGGUGCAGGUAAAAGUACCCAAAAGAAUCUUGCACUUUUGUGACGGCACGCUGGAAGAAUACAGCGAUGACGAACUGGAGCAGGCUGACGUGAAACAACCAGAACCAGUUGUCGAUCCGAAAACUUUGUCAUGGGGUCCAUGGACAACCCACAUGGCCUGGGCAGCUGGAAGUUCUGCAUUAGCAGGAUGUGACUACGUGGGAGAGUGGUUAGCUUCUGCAUUGGGCAUAACAACUCCAAAAUACUACUUUGAAAUCGAAGAACAGAAAAAACGCGAAGCUGAAAAGAAGAAAUUGGAAGACCAGAGCCGCGGAUGGUCUGAGAAUGCCCAGGACGGAGUUGAACUGGUAACAAAGGACGUUCCAUCGAGUAACCCUAAGGAGAAUCAGGCAUCUACAUCCGAAACAGAAACAUCUACAGCAAACUGAAACCGAAUCUCCCUCGCUGUAACGCCUGUAUAGCUAAAACUGGAUUUUGGAUGCUGAAACACUUCGAUAUGGAAUUUAACAUACGCUUGAUAUAAUUAAUAUUGUUAUACUUUCAUAUAAAUUUUUUUGCAAAUAUGUACUUCAUGUUUAUAUUAAUAAAAAUAAUUUUUCAAAUA
Molecule: messenger RNA, 668 nt
Organism: Dalotia coriaria
Lineage: Eukaryota; Metazoa; Arthropoda; Insecta; Coleoptera; Staphylinidae
Product: protein FAM177A1
Exons: 3
Coding region: 1-492 (163 amino acids)
Source: RefSeq, a predicted model, not a curated record